Molecule: messenger RNA, 1041 nt
Organism: Limanda limanda (common dab)
Lineage: Eukaryota; Metazoa; Chordata; Actinopteri; Pleuronectiformes; Pleuronectidae
Product: transcription factor E2F6-like
Exons: 7
Coding region: 9-767 (252 amino acids)
Biological process (GO): regulation of transcription by RNA polymerase II
Cellular component (GO): RNA polymerase II transcription regulator complex
Molecular function (GO): DNA-binding transcription factor activity, RNA polymerase II-specific; protein dimerization activity; RNA polymerase II cis-regulatory region sequence-specific DNA binding
Source: RefSeq, a predicted model, not a curated record
AUGUAUAUAUGAUGAAUGUGUUCAGUCAGUGUUUGAUCUGUUCUGGUCUCCAGGGACCUGAGGCCGGUCUGGAGAAUCCUCCGGAACCCGAGACCAGCAGCGCUGCCCAGCCACAGAGGAAGCGCUCGAACCGACCCGACACGUCUCUGGUUCUGCUGACUCAUGGUUUCCUGGAGCUGCUGCUGGCGGCGCCCGGCGGCUCUCUGGACCUGCGGAUGGUCGCCGCCAGCCUGAAGAUCCGCAAGCGCCGCGUGUACGACAUCACCAACAUCCUGGACGGCGUCAAGCUCAUCCAGAAGGAGUCGACCAACAGGGUCAAGUGGAUAGGGAAGGUUCCCAUCUCCAGCUUCCUGAGGAAGAACCAGCAGCGGUUCCAGAAGGAGCUGGAGAACCUGAAGCUGGUGGAGGACACGUUGGACGGCCUCAUCAAGAGCUGCGCUCAGCAACUCUUCGACAUGACCGACGACCCGGAGACCUCUGCGUCAGCCUACGUGACCCUGGAGGACGUGGGCCGGCUCCGGGUUCUGCAGGAGAAGACGCUGCUCGUCAUCAAAGCUCCGGAGGAAACCAAGCUGGAGAUUCCUGCGCCCAAAGAGGACAGUAUCCAGGUCCACCUGAAGGCCGGGAAGGGUCCCAUCACCGUGGUGACCCGUGAGAUGGAAUCAAUGGACGCCAUGACCUCUGACCCCGGGCGGACGGGAAGCGGCUUCUUCUUAACGCUGGAGGAGAGUCGGGUCAGGACGAGCACUCUGCACAGAGUGUCUUGAGCCUCGUGCAGAGCGAGCGGCCAGCCACCAGAGGGCGCCAGCUGUCCUCAGGGUUCAGUCACACAGGAACCGGAGGAGAUCCGGUUACCGUGGUGACAACAGGAUUCAAACCCACAGGAGAGGGAAGAUUCCUGAUUCCAAACUGAAGCUGAUCACUGUAUCUUACUGUAUCAUCAUACUCUAUUACUGUAUCAUACUCUAUUACUGUAUCAUAGUUUAUUACUGUAUCAUAUUGUACAUGAUUGUUUUAUUUGUGACUGCUGUUAGUAAUAAA